AUGGAGUUCGUGUCGCCGGAGCAGCUGCGGCUCGACGGCCGACGACCCAAAGAGCUGCGGCAGCUUAAGUGCGAGCUGGGUGUGCUGCGCUCUGCUGAUGGCUCUGCGUCAUUUGAGAUGGGCAACACCAAGGUGCUGGCAGUCGUGUACGGCCCGCGUGAGGUGACCAACAGGGCGGAUGCCCUUCCAGACAGGGCGGUGGUGCGCUGUGAGUAUGGUAUGGCUUCCUUCAGCACGGGGGAGCGGCGGCGACGAGGAAAGAUGGACCGGCGGUCAGUGGAGAUCUCAUUGGUCAUCCGCCAAACACUAGAAGCAGCCAUCAUGCUCGAGCUCCUGCCGCGCACACAGAUCGACAUCUUUGUUCAAGUCUUGCAAGCCGAUGGCGGCACUCGCUCCGCGUGCAUCAAUGCAGCGACGCUCGCCCUCUGCCAUGCAGGCAUCCCCAUGCGAGACCUGGUUACCAGCUGCGCCUCUGGUUACCUCAACGCCACGCCGCUGCUAGACCUGAACUAUGUGGAGGACAGUGGGGGCGGCCCAGACGUCACAGUGGGCUACUUGCCAUCGUCCGAUAAGAUCUCACUGCUGCAGAUGGACGCCAAGCUGCCAAUGGACACGUUUGAGGAGGUGGUGAAGCUCGCAGUCACGGGAUGCAAGGCCAUAGCGCACCGCAUGAGACAGCUGUCUUGUGCGGGUGACAAGGUUGAGAAGAGCACAGAUGCCAGCAAGGCACACUGUGACGAGGAAGCCUCACCCCUCACCCCCUACCCCUUACCCCCUACCCCUCACCCCCUACCCCUCACCCCCUACCCCUCACCCCCUACCCCUCACCCCCUACCCCUCACCCCCUACCCCUCACCCCCUACCCCUCACCCCCUACCCCUCACCCCCUACCCCUCACCCCCUACCCCUCACCCCCUACCCCUCACCCCCUACCCCUCACCCCCUACCCCUCACCCCCUACCCCUCACCCCCUACCCCUCACCCCCUACCCCUCACCCCCUACCCCUCACCCCCUACCCCUCGCCCCCUAUCCCUCGCCCCCUAUCCCUCGCCCCCUACCCCUCGCCCCCUACCCCUCGCCCCCUACCCCUCGCCCCCUACCCCUCACCCCCUCACCCCCUACCCCUCACCCCCUACCCCUCACCCCCUACCCCUCACCCCCUACCCCUCACCCCCUACCCCUCACCCCCUACCCCUCACCCCCUACCCCUCACCCCCUACCCCUCACCCCCUACCCCUCACCCCCUACCCCUCACCCCCUACCCCUCACCCCCUACCCCUCACCCCCUACCCCUCACCCCCUACCCCUCACCCCCUACCCCUCACCCCCUACCCCUCACCCCCUACCCCUCACCCCCUACCCCUCACCCCCUACCCCUCACCCCCUACCCCUCACCCCCUACCCCUCGCCCCCUAUCCCUCGCCCCCUAUCCCUCGCCCCCUACCCCUCACCCCCUACCCCUCACCCCCUACCCCUCGCCCCCUAUCCCUCGCCCCCUAUCCCUCACCCCCUACCCCUCCCCCCUACCCCUCCCCCCUACCCCUCACCCCCUACCCCUCACCCCCUACCCCUCACCCCCUACCCCUCACCCCCUACCCCUCACCCCCUACCCCUCACCCCCUACCCCUCACCCCCUACCCCUCACCCCCUACCCCUCACCCCCUACCCCUCACCUGGUACAGCCGUCUUGUGCGUGCCACGAGGUUCAGAAGAGCGCAUAUGCCAGCGACGCACACGAGGGCCAUCACAAGGAACGUGAGUCGGAAGCAGUCUGGGCCCAUACACCGGUGGGGCAGCUGUGA
Messenger RNA from Closterium sp. Naga37s-1, 1803 nucleotides. NCBI's taxonomy places the organism in Eukaryota, Viridiplantae, Streptophyta, Zygnematophyceae, Desmidiales, Closteriaceae. The record is from the annotation of a GenBank genome assembly.